Zygotorulaspora mrakii is the source of this 759-nucleotide messenger RNA. RefSeq names its product Tim21p (gene TIM21). Gene Ontology annotation, cellular component: TIM23 mitochondrial import inner membrane translocase complex. Lineage: Eukaryota; Fungi; Ascomycota; Saccharomycetes; Saccharomycetales; Saccharomycetaceae. Gene Ontology annotation, biological process: protein import into mitochondrial matrix. The transcript has a single exon. The record is from RefSeq and is a predicted model, not a curated record. The coding region runs from base 1 to 759 and encodes 252 amino acids.
AUGUUGAAGUUUGGUGGUACCCUUGUUUCGUUGGCCGGAAGGCCCCUAAUAACGGCAGUCAGUGCCACAUACAGUCCAUUGGUAAAUUCAUGUCAGAGGAAAUGCUACAAAUCCACAUUGUCAAUACGAGCCUUGACGUACGCGACGAAUAAAAGGUACUCUACAUUCAAUGCUCAUUCCGGCAAAUAUAAUGAGAGCUCAAAUGCGACUAAAAAAAAGAAAGCUACAGUUUGGCCUAGAAUAAGGGCGUUUACUACUUUCACCAUCUCAGGCGCAUUGGUUAUUGGAGCUGCAGGAUUGUCUAUUAUAGUCAUAUACUUGAUUGGCUCAGAGUUAUUCUCCCCAUCGGGAGAUACUCGUAUUUUCAAUCGUUCCGUUUCGAUUAUAGAAAAGGAUGAAACGGCCAGAGGCCUUCUACAUUGUGAAGAUACUGACACAUCCAAAGAAAGGCUCAAAGCGUAUGGUGAAACAUUUGCCAGCGAUAAAUGGACUAGGAACAGGCCUAUAUCUUCUAGCAAGAAGAUAGAUAAAUAUGGAAAAGCUCAUUAUUACAUGAGAUUUCACGUCGAGUCCAAGAAUAAAAGAGGAUUGGUACAUAUUGAAGCAGUCGAAUCCCAAAAGCAUUAUCAGCCUGACUUUACCUCAAUGUAUAUUGACGUCCCAGGCGAGAAGCGAUAUUAUUUGAUAAAACCGAAAAUCCACGCAGUUGCAAGACCUAAUGGAUUCCUUGGCGUAAACUGGGGUCCAAAAAGAGACUAG